Messenger RNA from Coffea eugenioides, 517 nucleotides. RefSeq names its product probable small nuclear ribonucleoprotein G. Gene Ontology annotation, molecular function: RNA binding. Gene Ontology annotation, biological process: spliceosomal snRNP assembly; mRNA splicing, via spliceosome. The transcript is spliced from 5 exons. Gene Ontology annotation, cellular component: spliceosomal tri-snRNP complex; P granule; U1 snRNP. NCBI's taxonomy places the organism in Eukaryota, Viridiplantae, Streptophyta, Magnoliopsida, Gentianales, Rubiaceae. The coding region runs from base 30 to 272 and encodes 80 amino acids. The record is from RefSeq and is a predicted model, not a curated record.
UGGUAAACCCCUGUUAGAGGGUUUUCACCAUGAGUCGAUCGGGCCAACCCCCGGAUCUGAAGAAGUACAUGGACAAAAAACUCCAGAUCAAGUUGAAUGCCAACCGCAUGGUGGUUGGAACACUUCGGGGUUUUGAUCAGUUCAUGAACCUGGUGGUUGAUGACACAGUGGAAGUGAAUGGCAAUGAUAAGAUUAAGAUAGGGAUGGUUGUUGUCAGAGGAAAUAGUGUAGUCACUGUUGAAGCACUCGAACCAGUUGCCAGAGCACAGUGAUUGUAUAUUUCUCAGGCAGUGGUUUUAUUUUAUCAUGCAAUCCGAUGUUAUUGUGGAGGUUAAGUGAUACUAGCAUGUAACUUUUUAAUACUUUACUAAGCAAAUGGAAUGGCCUGUGGCAUAUUAUGUAGUUUUUGGUGUAAAAUUCUUGGGUUACUUGGUUUGUUGUGUUGUGAGUUAUGACUCCUGAUAUGAUUAGCUGUGACGACGUCUAUCUUGGAAAGCAUUUCUUCCGUCUAAAACUA